Necator americanus (New World hookworm) is the source of this 393-nucleotide messenger RNA. RefSeq lists its product as uncharacterized. The record is from RefSeq and is a predicted model, not a curated record. The coding region runs from base 1 to 393 and encodes 130 amino acids. NCBI's taxonomy places the organism in Eukaryota, Metazoa, Nematoda, Chromadorea, Rhabditida, Ancylostomatidae. The transcript has 4 exons.
AUGGAUCUUGAAUUGGGUGACCGCGACUUGUCAUCGACUGAGACAGGGAGCACGAAGAGGGCUAUGUGUCAAGCAGAGAAAGCUCGUGCGAUGCGGUCGACGCGCCUGUUUACUCAGGGGGAUAAUAAAGUCCUCCACUCAAAAGAUGGAAAGCAAUUCGUUGAUGUCUCUCUUCCUUGUUAUGCUGCUCACUGGAGUAACAGAACAGUGCGCUACGCCUUACUAUCCUUAUUAUCCCUACAACCCCUACUAUCCCUACUAUCCCUACUAUCCCUAUUAUUCUUUUGGAGGAGCCGGAGGAGUUGUAGACCCGCUGACUGGUGCAUUACAAGGAGCGAUCCAGGGAGGACUGAUGGGCCUACUGGCGGGCCGCUAGGUGAAACAUGCACCUGA